This is a messenger RNA of Sclerotinia borealis F-4128, 798 nucleotides long. Lineage: Eukaryota; Fungi; Ascomycota; Leotiomycetes; Helotiales; Sclerotiniaceae. The record is from the annotation of a GenBank genome assembly.
AUGAAACUCACCUGCGACCCAGCCCGCGCCAAAUCCCUCAUCUCCGCCUUCCAAUCCGUCUCCGAACGCGUUAGCACAGCCGCUGGAACCAAAAAUGUAAGAUUGCUCGCAGUAUCCAAACUCAAGCCCGCAACCGAUAUCCUAGCUCUUCACGAGCAGGCAAACGUAGAACAUUUUGGAGAGAAUUAUGCGCAGGAGUUGAUGGAGAAGGCGGAGAUUUUGCCGCGGAGUAUUAAGUGGCAUUUUAUUGGGGGGUUGCAGAGUAAUAAAUGCAAACCCCUCGCCUCGAGCAUCCCCAAUCUUUACCUCGUCUCCUCCAUCGACUCCCAAAAAAAGGCAUCCCAAUUAUCACUCGGACGAUCUCUCCUCCCCGUCCCAGCUUCCUCCUCCGCACCCCCUACUCCCCUCAAUAUACACAUCCAACUCAACACAUCAGGCGAAUCUUCCAAAUCGGGUGUUUCGCCCGGAAAAGACACCACGGACCUCUGCAAAUACGUAAUUGAAGAAUGUCCUUAUUUGAGACUCGUGGGUCUGAUGACUAUUGGGGCGAUAGCUAGGAGUCACAUGAAAGAAGGAGAGGAAAAUGAAGAUUUUAGAGUUUUGAGGGAGGAGAGGGAUAGAGUGGAGAGGGAGUUGGGGCUAGAGGGGUUGGAGCUGAGUAUGGGGAUGAGUGAGGAUUUUGAAGAGGCCAUCCGACAAGGUAGCGGAGAAGUAAGAAUCGGUAGUACGAUAUUUGGAGAAAGACCUGCAAAGCAAGACUUCAAGGUUAAAGAAGAAGUGAGAGAGGAGAAAUCAUAG